CUCGACGAAGUUGCGACACCCGAAAUACAAUGCAAACUUAAAAUAAGCCGAUUAACCACCAGACGUCAAGAUGUCAAUUUAUACCAACUUCAUCGUCCUCCUCCUUACAAUUUAUACUCAUCCCUCCCUCUCUUUCACCAAUGAAUCUGAAUCUGACCCGUACCUAGCGUUGUACACGUUUCACCCAAUCUGGGCGCGGGAAACGUGCAUAGGGCGCGACCCCGAAACGGGCAGCCUCGCCGUACUCCCCUGCGAUCCCGACAAGUUGCUCAAGUUUGCAAUUGCACACACCCGCGCCAAGGCCAUCCAAACCAAUGGCACGACUGGGUCCUGGUUGUGUUUGGAAGACCGGGAAAAUUCAAUCUUGGUCCAACUGGGGGAUUGUGAGCUGGAAAAGAAGGAGCAGGACUGGACUUUAGAGUGCAUCCAAAACUCCAAUUUCUGCCGCGUGAUGGCCUGGUCGCCCAACUGUUUGAAGCCGGACGGGGUGAAGCUUACCUUGACGCAGUGCUCGAGGAGGGAUUACUGGUGGAUUAAGCGGGCGGAUAAUUAAUUUCUGGAGCGUUAUUUAACCUAAAUUUCAGUUUAUGUAUCUAUCAUGCAAUAAAAAUGCAUGGUUUUAACGGGA
Molecule: messenger RNA, 628 nt
Organism: Folsomia candida
Lineage: Eukaryota; Metazoa; Arthropoda; Collembola; Entomobryomorpha; Isotomidae
Exons: 2
Coding region: 71-553 (160 amino acids)
Source: RefSeq, a predicted model, not a curated record